UGCUACCGGAGAUAGAUAGAGAGAGAGAGAGAGAGAGAGAGGACCGCCCCGAGUUUGAGGGGUGUUGGGCACUGCCCCCUCUUGUAGUGCGGCGGCAGAGAGGGGAGGGUACGAGAGGAUGGGGAAGGGCGGCCGGCGUUUGGCGCUGCGCCCCUGCGGCGAGCGAGACGGUUCAGCACUGUGAAGAGCCCGAAAGGAGAGAGGGAAUCUGCGGCAGUUCCAGUACGCACGCACAUACACAGCCCAGCCAUGAAACAGGGGCUCCUGGAUAUCAUGCGGAUGGGCAGAAAAUGCCGCAUGGUGCUCGCUACUUGCCUGGGAUCACUUGUUCUGGUCAUCUUUUAUUUCCAAAUGAUGCGCCGGACACCAUUUGGGAUGGACGUCUGCUGCAGGAAAGGAUCAAGGAGCCCUCUGCAAGAACUCUACAACCCAACCCAGUAUGAAUUCUCAAGCACGGAAGUCAUGCAUCAGUUAAGAAGAAACCUGGUUGCACAGACGUGUCGAGCAAACAGUGCCAAGAGCCGCAAGCGUCGGGUUUUAACACCCAAUGACCUCAAACAUCUGGUGGUGGACGAGGAUCACAAGCUGAUCUAUUGCUACGUGCCCAAGGUGGCGUGCACAAACUGGAAGAGGGUGAUGAUGGUGCUCACAGGCCGUGACAAGUACAGCAACCCAAUGGAGAUUCCGGCCAAUGAGGCUCACAUCCCGUCAAACCUGAAGACUCUCAAUCAAUACAGCAUCUCAGAGAUCAACCACCGGUUGAAAAACUACCUGAAGUUCAUGUUCGUACGCGAGCCCUUCGAGCGGCUGGUGUCGGCCUACAGGAACAAGUUCACCAGAAGGUACAACACGUCCUUCCACAAGCGCUAUGGCACCAAGAUCGUCCGACGGCAGCGGAAGAAUGCUACCCGGGAGGCCCUGCGCAGCGGUAAUGACGUGAAGUUUGAGGAGUUUGUGGGCUACCUCAUCAACCCCCACACGCAGAGGGAGGAGCCCUUCAACGAGCACUGGGAGACCGUCUACUCGCUGUGCCACCCAUGUCACAUCCACUACGACCUCAUUGGGAAAUAUGAAAGCCUGCAGGAGGAUGCCAACUAUAUUCUGCGUUUGGCCGGAGUAGACAACUUAGUCAAAUUUCCUACCUACGCCAAAUCCACCAGAACUACAGAUGAAAUGACAGCUCAGUUCUUCCAGAACAUUAGCUCAGCCUUCCAAACUCAGUUGUUUGGCCUCUACAAGUUAGAUUUUAUAAUGUUCAAUUACUCUGUGCCAAGCUACCUGAAGUUGGCGUGAGAAUAUCCACCCAGUUUAUUUAAAAUUUUAUUUGUUAUUAUAAUGGCAUAAAAAAAACAAAUUUUCUUCUUGUAAAUGUAAUGAAGAUUUGCUAAUUUGCUGCGAGCAGCAAGAAGCGGAAUUUAUUUAAGUAACUUUGUAAAAAAAGAAUCUCUUUCUCUCUCUCUCCUGUUUCACAUUUGCCGUAUCCUUUAAAAAUGUAUAAUUCAGCACAGAUAAGAUGGGCCAAAGGGUCUGUUUCUGUGCUAUAGCACUCUACGACUCUCUCUCUCUCUCCCACUCCCACCCCCUCUCUCCCCCUCCCUCUCUCCCAUCUUCUCUCUUUCUUUCUCUCUCUCUCCCUCUCUCUUUCUUUCUCGAGGCAGAAUUAGCCAUCUAGUUUCAAGAAGUGCUUUGCUGUGCUGAUUUGCAGCCUCUGACUCAUUUGUGUAAGAUAAGAGGCUCUGUGAUUCCUGUUGGAGGUGUUUUGCCUGCAAAGGAUUCCCCAAACUCAAGGUUUAGUGAGGAACGCUGUUAAUAUCUCACCUUUAAUGUGUGCAAAUACUCUCUGGGGGACAAGACUGUAACAAAUGGCUUGUGAACUGCAAGGGAUCUUGUUUCACAUUUGCCGUAUCCUUUAAAAAUCAGCAUUUCAGCAAUUAGUUUCAAGUGUUUUUGGUGAUUUUAAACCGCAAUUACGGUCAAUUUUUCUUUUAAGAAAGCUAACAUAAAGCUUCUGUCAUCUGAUGCCAGGUCUCAGAUUAAUAACAGAUUGGUUUUUGAGUUACUUACAGCUCCUUAAAUUCCCCUUGUGCACACACAAAAAUUCCUCGAGAUGGCUUUGUCGUUCUUUCAGUGACUUCAUUUGCCCACAAAGCAUGUGAGAGAACCUCCCCCAAGGGGGCUCGUCCUUCCUUUGUGGCUGCAGGCCACAUCUAACAGCAUUUUCUGGAUAAUCUGCUCUCCUAGUCCUGUCUAACCUAUGGGUUUUGCUGUAGGGUCUUGCCUAGAUGGACAAGGGAGGAAUGAGAGUGUGUUAUAAUAAAACAAAACUGCAGAUGCUGGAAAUCUGAAAUAAAUCUGUAAAUGCUGGAAACUCCUAUAUCAGGCAGGUCAUUGAAAGAGAAACUGAAUGCUUUGGCUGGGAAGGCUCUUUGACUAUUUAUUAGAUACACCUGCACACCUGUCGUUAAUGCAAAUAUCUAUUCGGCCAUUCAUGUGGCAAUAACUUCACACAUAAAAGAAUGCAGCCAUAGCCAAGAACUUCAGUUGUUCAGACCAAACAUCAGAUUGAGAAAGAAAGACAUAUGAUCUUAAUGACUUUAACUAUGGAAUGAUUGUUGGUGCAAGAUGGGUUGGUUUCAGUAUCUCCGAGACUGCGGAUCUCCUGGGAUUUUCAUGCACAGCGGCCUCUAGAGUUUACAGAGCUAAAAACAAAAAAACAUCCAGUGGGCUGCAGCUCUGUGGGCAAAAAUGCCUUGUUAAUGAGAGAGGUCAGAGGAGAAUGGCCAGACUGGUCCAAGCUGACAGGAAGGCGACAGUAACUUAAAUAAUCACACAUAACAACAGUGGUGUGCAGAAGAGCAUCUCUGAAUGCUCAACAUAUCGAAACUUGAAGUGGAUGGGCUACAGCAGCGGAAGACCACAGACAUACACUCAGUGGCUACUUUACUAAGUACAGGAGGUAACUCAUAAAGCAGCAACGGAGUGUAAUUCUCUCCUCCAUCCCACCGCCCCACCCGAUGCUGCUUCAUCAGUGUGUUUUCAGUAUUUUCUGUUUCCUUUAUGAAAGAACAAGGUUACUGUUGUUCUCACUAAAUCCACACAAGGUAUCUCAACCCUGUGAAUUUUUCAAAGUUAUGAAAAGUCAAAGUACAUUUAUUGUAUGAGAUUCAUCUUCUUGCAGGCAGCCACACAAUAGAAUCCAUGAAAACCCCACAUGAUGAAAGACCGACGAACAUUCAAUGUGUGAAAGAAGAAAAGAUCAUGCAAACAAUGAAAAAAAUAAGCAGAUAAUACACAGAAGAUGAACUGCAGAGUUGCCAAAGGUGAGCCUGCAGCCACGGAGCCAGCUCAGCACUCAGGCAAGUGUAACUGGUCCAGAACCCAAGAGCCGCACCACCAAUCAUCCAAUGUCCAAUCCCUGGUACAUUGUUCAAUUCAACUGCUGUUUGAACUCAACUGUUGAGAUGUAUUUUAAAAUUAAAGUGAUCUUUUUAAGCUGUGAAGCACAACUUUCAAAAAUGACUCUUGAGAACUAGAUACUCCCAGGAGACUAAUGGUCAUAGAGAUAUAUCCAUAUCUUUAAACUAGACUCGAUGACUCGAUAUCCAAACAGUUUAAAAUCCCAAGGUACGCAGCUGGGCGAAGAAUAGAUGUUCAUUAUUGAGUCAUAAUAUUGACAUGUUUCUUUUAUUCUUGGGAUAUCUCAGGAAAGGCCAGUGUUUAUUGCCCAUCCCUUACUGCCUUUAAGAAGUGGGGAGAUUUCUCCUGCAUGUCUGCCAUCUAAACACUGCUUCCACGGUGCUUUUAGAUAAAGUGUUCCAGGAUUUUGACCCUACCUUGAAAGUGCCCAGGAAGGAAUGGGGCGGAUGCAGCUUCAAGAGGGCAGCCGAUGUGAUGUUCUGCUUGCAAUUGGAUUGCCAUUGACUCCAUUCUCAGUAUGGAAGCUCACGAAAUAGGGACUCUAGACUCCGGCACCAAUAUUUCCAUAACGAUCUCCCUCAAGGACCUCAGCAUGGCUUUGGUGGAUACUCCGGGUUUCUUUGCUGAACUCUUCAUUGAGAUGCAAGGGAAACCCAGAGUGAUGACUCUGGGCUCGGAUACAUGAACUACAGCAGAGCGCAGCUCUCUCUUAAGUGAAUAGCACACACUGAAAAGAAAAUGACAGAUAGCAAGACACAUUUCAAGCUGGUUAUUCCCCUCCCAUCAAAGAUUGACCCAGCUGGGUGGAAUUUCUGGUGACUCCCACUGCCUUGCCAUUGGGAAUGUGCUGGACAAGGGUCUUCAUGCCUCGGUUUGGUGUUUCUCCUGAUCUAUAACCAGAGCAGGGGAGAAUUACCUACCCUCACCACAGCCCCCACAUCUGCGCACACACCGAUAUCCAGACCCACUGACAGAAACUCCGGAUGGUUUUGGCAUCCGUAAGACAUCCACAAAGUCAUCGAAGAUUUAUGAUACAGAAGGGAGCCGUGUGGUCCAUCCUGUAUGUGGUGGUUGAGAAAGAGCUGCAUUGUCCCAGCCAGUCUUCCAUCUCAUGGUCUGUAGCCCUGCAGGUCAUGGCUCUCCAAGUGCUAACCCAAGAGCUGUGGAGGGUUUCUGCCUUGAUCUUCUCUUCAGGCAGUGAACUCCAGACCCCACCACUCUCUGGGUGAGAAUAUUUUUCCUCAAAAACCCUCUAACCCUUGUCCAGUCACUUUACAUUCAGCAGCUUCUCAUUGCAUCUGUCUAGAUUAGUAGAUUAGCAAGGUUAAUUCAAUGCACAAACUGUAAAAUCCAAUUAAAACAAUGUGAAAAUGUUUUACUUUUGUCUAUAUUCCUAUUGUAUUAAUCAUUCAAACUCUACAUCUUAGUUCACAUUUCAUUCCUUUAAUUAAUUUGAGAACAUAUUUAAAGUACUUUGUUAAAUAUUUGUUCGAUAAGGAUAGUUUUUGCAAACAGUUUGAUUAAAUGGACCAUUGUUACUUAAAAUGAUGUUAAUAUCUGAUGGGUUAUUUAUGUUCUGAAGAGGUUUGGAGCAAUGUCUAUUUCAAUGGCAGCCACUAUUUAUUUCUUGUUUGUGUGCAGAAAUGAGAAUGUGUAAAUUUGAAGAAUCGGUACUGGGCUCCAGCUAUUUAUUUUUGCAGGUGAGGUUUGAUUCAAUUUCUCUCAUUGCUUCAUCACUCAUCAGUUCCAUCAGUCCAUCAGACACAGGAUAAAAGUGAGGCCAUUUGGCCCAUAAAAUCUGCUUCGCCAAUCCAUCAUGGCUGAUUUAUUAUCCCUCUCAACCCAAUACUCCUGCCUUCUCCCAGUUGUCUUUGAUGCCCUGACCAAUUGAAAAUCUAUCAACCUCCACUUUAAAUAUACCCAGUAACUUGGCCUCCAUAGCCAUCUGUGGCAACAGAUUCCAAGCUUUACCACCCUCUGUCUAAAGAAAUUCCUCCUAAUCUCUAUUCUAAGGGAAAGUCCUUUUAUUUGAAACUAUACCUCUGGUCCUAGAUUCUCCUAUUAUUGGAAGUAUCCUCUUCGUGUCCAUUCUGUGUAGGCCUUUCAAUAUUUGGUAGGCUUCAAUGAGAUUCCCCCCCCCCUUCUAAACUCUCGCAAAUACAGACUCAGAGCCAUCAAACACACAACUUCAUGUGUCAACCAUUGGAAUCCUGGGAUCAUUCUCAGGAACCUCCUCUGGACGCUCUCCAAUGCGAGCACAUCCUUCCUUAGAUAUGGGGACCAAAGCUGCUUGCAGUAUUCCAACUGCAGUCUAACUAUCCAGUUAUGCCCAUGUGACUAACUAACCCGUACGUCUUUGGAUUACGGAGGGAAACUGGAGCACCGGGGGGAAAUGCAGUUGUGGGGAAACAUGCAAACUCUUUACAGACUUUGGCAGAAUUGAACCCAGAUCGCUGCCCCUCUGAAAGCAUUAUGCUAACUGCUGUACCACCAUAAACACAAAAUACUCUGCAGACUCUGGGGUCAAAGCAACACUCACAACACAUUGGAGGAACUCAGCAGGUCGAGCAGCAUCUGUGGAAACGAUCAGUCAACAUUUCGGUCCUGAUGAAGGGCUCUGGCCCGAAACGUUGACCGAUUGUUUCCCCGGAUGCUACCCGACCUGCUGAGUUCCUCCAGCAUGUUGUGAGUGUUGCUACACUGCCAGGCUACCUGAAAAUAAAGUCUCAGCAUUACAUUUUUACUUUUAUAUUCUCGUUCUCUCAAAACGACUGCUAGCAUUAUAUUUGCCUUCCUUAUGACUGACUCAAUCUGCAAGUUAAUCUUUAGUGAAUCCUGCACUAGGGCUCCCAAGACCCUUUGUAUCUCUGAUUUCUGAUUCUGCUCCCCAUUUAGAAAAUCUUCUAUGGCUUUAUUCCUUCUCCCAAAGUGUAUGCCAUGCAGUUCCCUCCACUGUAUUCUAUCUGCCAUCUCUUUGUCCAUUCUUCCAAUCUGUCUAAGUCCUCCUUCAGAUUCCCUGCUUCCUCAACACAACCUGCCCUUCCACCGACCUUUGCAGUAGCUGAAAACCAGGCCACAAAGCCAUCAAUUCCAUCAACCCUGUCUAUCCUGCCUGUUAUUUCUUCAGCAAAUUCCAACAGAUCUGCCAGGCAAGAUAUCCCCUGAAGGAAACCAUGCUGACCUUGACUUACUUUAUCAUGUGCCUCCAAGUACACUGAAUCCUCAUCCUUAAAAACAGACUCUACAUUUUCCCAACUAGUGAAGUCAGGCUAACUGGCCUGUAAUUUCCUUUCUUCUGCCUCCCUUUCUACUUAAAGGGUGGAAUGACAUUUGCAAUUUUUCUGUCUUCCAAAAUCAUUCCAGGAUCUAGUGAUUCUUGAAAGAUGCCUCCACAAUCUCUUCAGCUACCUCUUUCAGAACCCCGGGGUGUAGUCCAUCUGGUUCCAGUGAUUUAUCUACCUUCAGAACGUUCAGAUUCCCAAGUAUCAUCUCUUCAUUAAGAGUGACUACACUUCUUCCUCCUGACAUGCUUGAAUUUCUGUCAGGCUACUGGUGUCGUUCACAGUGAAAACUGAAACAAAAUACUUAUUCUGUUUGUCUACCAUUUUUUCCCCAUUACUACCUCUCCAGUGUCAUUUUCCUACAGUCCAUUGCCCAUUCUUUUACUCUUCAUAUAUCUGAAAUAAGUUCUGCUAUUCCCUUUUAUAUUAUAGUCUAACUUACCUUCAUAUUUCAUCUUCCCUGCCCCCCCAUAGCUUUUUUAGUUGUCUUCUGCUUUUAAAAGUUUUCCAGUCCUCUAACUUCCCACUAAUUUUUGCUAUAUUGUAUGCUCUCUUGUGCUUUUACGCUGUCUAUGACUUCCCUUGUCAGCCAUAGGUGCCUCACCCUCUCUUUAGAAUACUACUUCUUCUUUGGGAUUUAUCUACCCUGCGCCUUCCAAGUUGCUUCCAGAAACUCAAGCCAUUGCUAUUCUGGCAUCAUCCUGCUAGUAUCCCCUUCCAGUCAAUAUCGGCCAGCUGCUCUCUUCCAUGCCUCCACAGUUAUUUUUACUCCAUUAUAAUGCCAAUGUAUCUGAUUUUAGCUUAUCCCUCUCAAAUUGCAGGGCGAAUUCUGUCAAAUUAUGAUCUAGGCCUCCUAAGGGUUCCUUUGCCUUAAGUUCCCUGAUAAAAUCUGGUUCAUUACACAAUACUGAAUCCAAUAUAGGCUUUCCCAUAAUGGGAUCAACCACAAGCUGCUCUUAAAAACCCAUCUUUUAGGCAUUCUACAAAUUCUUCCUCUUUGGAUCUAGCACCAGUUCUAUUUCCCAAAUCUACCUGCAUUUUGAAAUCCCCUUGACCAUCAUAACAUUGUCCUUUUUACACGCCUUUCCUAUCUCCUACUGUAAUUUGUGUUCCACAUCCUGGCUGUUGUUCAAAGGCCUGUGUAUAAUUCCCAUCAGGAACAUUUUGCCCUUGCAGUUUCAUAACUCUACCCACAAGGAUUCUACAUCAUCUAUGUCACUACUGUGACUUCAUUUUUUACCAACAAAGCUGUGCCCACCUGCCUGUCCUCUCAAUGUGAUGUGAAGCUCCCAUCUGUGACCUUCUUCCAGCCGUGAGUCUGUGAUGCCCAUGUCAUCCCCUAACUUGUCUUCCCAAUUUCCAAUUUCUCAGUAUCUUGAAGCUUACUGUGAUAUAUGUAAAAAUAAAUAUGGACCAGGACUUCCUUUGUGCUUAUGCUGAAAUACUAUGUGAAUGAAGUUGGAGCCACAUCAAACAAUGACUUACACCACUCUUAAAAAAAGAAGAGGAUUUCCCUGAUUUCAGGUAACUUAAGAGAUCUUGUGACGUUAUUCUCUUUGAAGAGAAUGCUAUUUUCGUACAUGCAUCCACUGAAAAGUUACAAGAACAAGUAAUUUAAUAUCUUUCAUUAAAUUUUGUACACUGUAAAUGGCUUACUCCAUUUUGUUCCCUGUCUAUCUAGCUAGAUGUUAUCUCCUGGGUACUACCCUGUUACUGAUUGCCAGUAAUUGUGACAUGUUUGUUUAGUCAUGCCACCUUUUUUAAGAAUUUCACUUGAGCCUAAUUAAUUAUUUUUCUAAGUAACUUUCAUUAAAAU
Mobula hypostoma (lesser devil ray) is the source of this 8514-nucleotide messenger RNA. RefSeq names its product carbohydrate sulfotransferase 11. NCBI's taxonomy places the organism in Eukaryota, Metazoa, Chordata, Chondrichthyes, Myliobatiformes, Myliobatidae. The transcript has 3 exons. Bases 250 to 1293 code for a protein of 347 amino acids. Gene Ontology annotation, biological process: proteoglycan biosynthetic process; carbohydrate biosynthetic process. Gene Ontology annotation, molecular function: sulfotransferase activity. The record is from RefSeq and is a predicted model, not a curated record. Gene Ontology annotation, cellular component: membrane.